AUGGAAGAAGAAAAUAUUUUUAAAGGAUUGGCAAGUGCAUCUGCGAUUGAGCAGCAAUCAAGUGAGAGGAUUAAACCAAAUGCUUUAAAUCAAUUUUUAGAUUGUGAGGACACAAAAUUGCAGGAUUCAACAUUUUCAGCGUUUGAGGGUAAGGAAUCAGAUAGAUCAACACUUGCAGCUUCUAAGAAUGAGAAACAAGAUGUGUCAAAAAUACAGCUAAAACACUCUCAAGAUACAACUGCUUUAAUUGAAACACUUGCACUUCUGAUUUAUAAUGAUUUAAAAGAACUCAAGUCUAAGAAUUCAAAAUCAUUGAACGAUUUUUCUUCAAAUAACCAGAGACUUCAUCAAGAAGGAAAGCCUUUCAGGUGUGAGGUGUGUAAUAAAAAAUUUGUGAGAUUAAAUCUCAUAAAGCGGCACAUACUUGUUCACACACUCAAGAAGCAACAUGAAUGUGAUGUUUGUCAUAAAAGAUUCAUGCACAAAUCUAAUUUGUCUGCUCAUAAAAAAAUUUAUUCUUCAGAUAUUCUCCACGAAUGUGAUGUUUGUAAAAAAGAGUGUGAGUGUCUUUUAAAACAACGUAAAAUAAUUCAUAAUGAAGAGAAGUCUCAUGUGUGUGAUGUUUGUCAUGCAAAGUAUGUGUUUAAGUGUAAUUUAAAAAAACAUAAAGUUACCCAUACUGGAGAGAUACAUUAUAAGUGUAAUGUUUGUCCUAAGACUUUUUUUUCUAAGCCUCUUUUAGAAAAGCAUAAGACUAUUCAUUCUGGAGAUAAAAAUGAGUGUGGUAUUUGUCUUAAAAAGUUUAAUAACCAAAAGAAUCUGUUAAGACAUAAACAAACACAUACUAGAGAUAGGCCCCAUGAAUGUGGUGUUUGUCAUAAAAAUUUUGCUCUCAGACGAUAUUUGAUUAUUCAUGAGAAGGUUCAUUCUGUAAAUCUCUAUGAAUGUGAAAUUUGUCAUAAAAUCUUAAAGCGACUAUCUUAUUUGACUACCCAUAUGAAAUUACAUACAGGAGAUAAACCUCAUGAAUGUGAUGUUUGUCAUAAAAAGUUUGCUCUAAUAAGAUAUUUAAGAAAACAUAAGAGUAGGUCUACUCAUUCUAAAUCUAAGUAGGAAAGUGAUAUUUGUCUUAAAAAGUUAAAGCAGCAAUCUUCUUUACCUACCAGAAAAAAAAAAUACUGUUUUAGUCCUAAGAAUUUUUUCCUUGGUCUAAUUUAAAAAGUCAUAAGAACAUUCUUGAAUAAUAAUUGCCAUUAAAAUUGUGGCUUCAUCUAACUUUUUUUUAACAAUUUGCAUAUUAGAUAACUUUAUAAAUAAAGUAUCUGUAGUAAAAAGUUACUUUUAUAGUUACAUAUUUAAACA
Molecule: messenger RNA, 1362 nt
Organism: Physella acuta
Lineage: Eukaryota; Metazoa; Mollusca; Gastropoda; Physidae
Product: zinc finger protein 583
Biological process (GO): regulation of transcription by RNA polymerase II
Molecular function (GO): DNA-binding transcription factor activity, RNA polymerase II-specific; RNA polymerase II cis-regulatory region sequence-specific DNA binding
Source: RefSeq, a predicted model, not a curated record